ACCCUCGAUCUUAAUUUGACAACAAUCCAUGGCUACACAUUGCAAAUUUUAUGUAAUGCCAAUUCAAAUAGUCAGUUGUGAUCGAUUGAGUUGCUUUGUGCACAAAAUCCCCAAUUUUUUAAUUCACACCGGAUGUUCCGUUAUCUACAUUUUUCUCCGUUAUUAUCUUUUUAUCCAUCCUACAUUUGAAGGAAAAUAGCAUUUCGUAGCCAUGGCUUACUACUACUUAUACUCAACCAUACCCAAGAAACCUCUAACCUCAAUCUUCAUGUCCUCUCCCCAUAUCAUCUUCAACUUCUCUCUUCACAAAUUCGUUCCUUCUACAACUCCAUCACUUUUUCCCUCUCUUCACCUUCGCCACCGUUCUAGGUAUUGCACAUGGGUGUCAGCUGUUUCAUGUUCUGUAGCUGAGACAGAUGAACAACACCAUAUUGCAAGUACUGGACUUGUACACAAAGAAUAUGCCGACCUUAAUCUCUCUGACUUAUUUUGUGAGGAUAUUGGCAAUCUUCGGAUAAGGCCGCAUGUCAACCCUCUGCGACGUGCUCUCAUGAUUCCUGCAGAAGUACCGAACUGGAAGGAGGUGUUCGGGGAUGCAACAUUGCCUCUGAUGGUGGAUAUUGGGAGUGGUAGCGGGAGAUUUCUUAUGUGGCUUGCUAAAAGAAAUUCUUCAUCCAAGAAUUUUCUGGGAUUGGAAAUUCGGCCUAAGUUGGUCACACGGGCUGAGUACUGGGUAAACGAGCUGGGUCUGAAAAAUGUACAUUUCAUAUCUACAAAUGCCAUGGUUUCCUUCCAACGACUUGUAUCUACAUAUCCUGGACCACUUAUGCUAGUUUCAAUCUUGGUGAAUUCCCUUUUUAUGCUGGAAUGCCCAGACCCUCACUUUAAGAAAAAACAUCAUAAAAGAAGAGUGGUGCAGAAGCCUUUGGUUGAAUCCAUUACAAAUAAUUUAGCACACGGUGGACAGGUCUUUAUACAAUCAGAUGUGCUCGACGUGGCAGUUGACAUGAGGAAUUAUUUUGAUGAUUUGCCUGAUAAACUUGUGCAUAUAGAUAGUGUUGAUCCAAGUUUACCUUGUGAUAGUGAUGGAUGGGUAUUGAACAACCCAAUGGGGAUAAGGACUGAGAGGGAGAUCCAUGCAGAAUUUGAAGGUUGCAAAAUAUACAGAAGGGUUUACCAAAAAGUUCAACAUUAACUUUCUGGUUCAUAACUUGCUGUUUGGGAGUGUGGAUCACACAAUUUUGCUCUUAGUCUUCUCCAGGCAUUGUAGUUUCUAGGAUCUUUGAAGUGCCCUUGAACACAUCUAUUUUUGUUGUGGCUGUGGUUUCUUGAUGGCAUAAUGUGGCCCCUUCAAAAGGAGGGCAUGUAACUUACAUCUCAUAUGAACACUAGCUCUCUUUAUUUCAUUUUUCAGUCUGUAUUUGUAACAUGAAAUGUAUUGUUUUUAGUUGGUA
Messenger RNA from Nicotiana tabacum (common tobacco), 1454 nucleotides. RefSeq lists its product as uncharacterized. Gene Ontology annotation, molecular function: tRNA (guanine(46)-N7)-methyltransferase activity. NCBI's taxonomy places the organism in Eukaryota, Viridiplantae, Streptophyta, Magnoliopsida, Solanales, Solanaceae. The record is from RefSeq and is a predicted model, not a curated record. Gene Ontology annotation, cellular component: tRNA methyltransferase complex. Gene Ontology annotation, biological process: RNA (guanine-N7)-methylation; tRNA methylation.